AUGCGUGCUACAGCCCUCGCCUCCGCCGCCAUCAUCGCGCUGGCUUCCCAUGCCAGUGCAGAGACAAUCAAGAUCGAUGUCGGUCCCAACGGCCAAUUCGCCUUUCAGCCAAACAACAUCAAGGCCAAAGUCGGCGACGUCCUCUCCUUCAACUUCCAUCCCCUCAACCACUCGGUCGUGAUGGGAGACUUUGCGAACCCUUGUGCCCCGGCCAAGACGGGAGGCUUCUUUUCCGGCUUCAUGCCCGUGGCAAGCGGAGUGGGCAGCCAGACGUUUGAAGUGACUGUCAACAACACCGACCCCAUCUUUUUCUAUUGCUCCCAGAACAAAUUUUCACACUGCAUCAGCGGGAUGAGCGGCGUCGUCAACGAGCCUUCCUCAGGAGACACGCUCGACGCUUACCAGGCUGCCGCCAAAUCCGUCAAGAGUGCUUCCAACCCGGCUACCGUCUUUGGAGGGCGCCUUGUUGCCAAUGCCGAGGCGACGUCCUCGGCCACGACAACGGCUGCUCCCGCAGCUACCACUACAUCCUGCACUACAGGCAACAAGGCUCCCAACGGAAACGGCUACAAGCGAGACACUUGCUCCGGGGCGGGCUCUGUUCAGGCGUCUAUUGGAAUCGUUGCGGCCUCUCUGGGCAUGGCGCUGCUGCUGUCCUAG
This is a messenger RNA of Trichoderma reesei QM6a, 660 nucleotides long. RefSeq lists its product as uncharacterized. The coding region runs from base 1 to 660 and encodes 219 amino acids. The transcript is spliced from 2 exons. The record is from RefSeq and is a predicted model, not a curated record. NCBI's taxonomy places the organism in Eukaryota, Fungi, Ascomycota, Sordariomycetes, Hypocreales, Hypocreaceae.